Molecule: messenger RNA, 7668 nt
Organism: Poecile atricapillus (Black-capped chickadee)
Lineage: Eukaryota; Metazoa; Chordata; Aves; Passeriformes; Paridae
Gene: MEAF6
Product: MYST/Esa1 associated factor 6
Exons: 6
Coding region: 3193-4020 (275 amino acids)
Cellular component (GO): NuA4 histone acetyltransferase complex
Source: RefSeq, a predicted model, not a curated record
UUUUAUUUAAUAACUUCAGCAAAUUAUAAAUUAACUUCACUCUUCUUUACCUUUCUGUUUCAUAUUUAAAUAGAUAAAACUUCUUAACUUUAAAAUUUAGUUUAAAAACUGAUUCUUUUGACUUUGCUGCUUAAGGAGAUAAGUAUAGACUUGGGUAUUUCCUUUUGAAAAAAUGCACUAAACUCAGUAACUUUGGCUCAUAUAAUCCCUGUCACCCUAACUCCUCUCUCUAUCCAAGUAAAUAACUCUCACACUAUGUCUGCCUAAUUACCUGUGGCAUAGUUACACCUCUGGCAGAUUAAAUUAACAUAGAGCAUGCCUAAUUCCCCUUGUUCACCUGCCUAAGUGCCCUGUGAUUGAUUGUGCCCCUUGAUUAACUGUCUGGGAGUGGAUGGAAUCUGCUUUUUGGCAAAUAAUACCUCGACUCUCCUCUGCUGCUCUCAUGCCCAGUAACCCUGGGAACAGCGCCCUGGCUCAGCCAGUUGGGAAUGGAUGGAUUAACCGUAGUCUCUGUUGUAGCUGUGCCCUGUGCAGUAACUCUGGUGUUGGGUCAGGUAUUGACAUGGACGUUUCUCUUGUCUUUCCAACCACAGGAUUGAUCUCAAGUUAAACAAAAAGCCAAGAGCCGACUACUAGAGCCAUCAGUGCUGAUGCUCCUGGGAUUUAGGUCUGUGACUCCCCACUGAGAAGCCCUGAAGCAGGAUGGCAGCUGCAGCAGGAGUGACUCACUCUAAGGGACUUGGAUGGGGGGAGGAGAUCCUGGACCAUGUAUUUUGCAUCAUUUUUAAGUCACCCAAGUUGCAGGAAGACAAACGUUGUGUAGUAGUUGCAGUAGUUCUGAAUUCUUGACUGUUCUGUGCUUCCACAUUGGUCAGGAACUUCCUGAAACGGCUGAUACUGCUGCCCCUCUGUCACCUGCAGACCCACAGAGAGGCAUUUUCUUUUCCACUGGAAUUGGGGUAGGAUUCAGUGUGUCCCAUCCAUAUUGUGAGACUUAGAUUACUUUUGUUGCUGAUAUUUAGCUUUGCAAGUUUGUUUUUGGUUCUGUUUUUUUGUUUAAUUUUCUUGGUUUUGUUGUGCUUUUUUAAAAGCUGAAGUGUAUAGUUACGAGUUGACUUUGGGUUUCUUUGUUUAGUCUGUGUAGUGGAAGGUUCUUCAUUUUGUGGAGCAGCUCUUUUUCUUCUUAAUCAAGCAGAGAAGAAGGUAGUUUAACCCUUUUCUCUUACUUUCAUUUUGAACACCAUCUCCCAAUACUCCUCAGUGUAUUAGGUGCAGGAAGGGCCAGAGCUCUUCGCUGUCACUGACUUUGGGUGAGUUCUCUUUUUAACACAAACUUCUGUCAUUUGUACAUAAACAAUAAAACUUCCAUGUUUGUCUCUCCUCAUGGUUUAUUUAGUCCAAACUUUGACUUCUGGUGCUUUUUAGCACCAGUUCACCUGCCUUAUGGGGACUUUGCUGGAAUUCUUCCCCUUCCUUGUCCUGUGGCCUUUGGGAGGUUCACUUGGUGCUUUCUGUGCUCGGCGUAGCUGUAACCAAGUUCUGCAGGGAGUGCCAGGCUCUGAUCUGCAGUUGUUUGGCUGAUCCAGCUGCAAGACAGCAAUGGGAUGUACAUGGUUCUGCUGAUGAGGGCAUAUUGCUUGCAGGGAUGAGCUGGCUGGACUGUCCCUGGAGCAGGACAGAGGAGUGAGGGCUGGGUGCUUCUCACAGCAGCCAGGUCCGAACCUUGGUGUUGCUGUUGAACUGAGCCUCGCUCAGAGUGUGGGGUUGCCUUCUUUAUCAGUGCUGGGAUGUGUUUGUGUAACCCCUGCUCGUGGAGGGAGAUGUGGGAAAGGGGCCUUAGGAAAGGGGCCAUGGGACAGGGCUGAGCCCCCGAGUGUGCAUGGCCCUUGGAACACCCCAGGGUUCAUGUCUUCUGCUCCCCUGAGGUUUGGGGUCUUCCUCAGCUCUCUCCAGGCACCAGGAGCAGAAUUCUGCUUUGGGCUGUGUCUGUUUGGGGAUCAAGGCAGCUCUGGUGUUGUUCCCGGAGGGAUCUGGCUUAUCCUGCAGGGAGCUGGCUCUGCUCAGGGACUGGUGGCUGCUUCUCCAUGGGAUAGAGCGGCUUAAAGGCCAAGCUGCAAAGCUGGCCUACUUCUGUGGUUCAGGUUACAGGGUUUAAGUACAGGGGUGGAAGAUCUAGGAAACAGCAUAAACGACAAGGCCUUGCUCCUUCAUAGUUCUGGGAAAAAAGAAUUCUCAGCUGAUGGUUUAGAUUUCCUGGCCUCAGUAUGAAAACGGUUCUGCUGCUGCUGCUGCUCCAAGUAGGGAUGGCUGGAACACCUGGAUUUCAGAGGCUGAAGUCUCUGCUGCACCUCUGACCUCAAGGAAAGCUGCCAGACUCUUUUGGGUGGAACAUUUUUGAGAAGCAGCAGAGGGCAGGUGUAGCUCAGAGCCUGUGUGCAGGCAGGGCCAGCUCCACGUUCCCUGUGACACAUUGGGGUGCUGCAGGGACAAUGGGGACAUGCAGCCAUUCCUGUCUCUGGCUGUGUUUGUCACCGAAGGAGGGGACAGGCUCUUGUGCCCGGCUCGAUGUCUGAUGGCAGCAGCCUGAGGGGGGCAUUGAUUGGGGCAGAAAGAAAUGGCAAACACUUGAUUAAGUCAAAGGAUCAGCUGUUCCCAGGAACUGCUGGGUCCUGACUCCAGCAGUUGUGCCUAAAACUUCCAUUUGACUUCUGAGCACUUCUGUUUUGCUUCCUGAAGAGCCUGAGUGACUGAAGACCCCCAGAAUGACAGGUGCCUGGGCAUAGGAGUCAGAGGGAGCUGCACAGGCUUUACCUGAAUGCUAAUUAAAGCUAAAAGUAGUGGUUAGAAAUGUAUCCUGAGUCCUUUGCUUGUGAAAGAUAAAUCCUGAGCAAAGAAAAGUGUGGAAGAGCAGCCACUGUCCUUAUGGACCCCAAAGGUGGAGCGUUAGGGAAACGCUAAUCCCUGCAGAGCCUCGUCACCAAGAGGAUUAGGCAGGAGUUCAUCUGGUCACCGAGGGGCAGGAGGGGCCGCUGCAUGGCUGGGUAAGGGGGCAGCGGGGAUCUGGCCCCGCAAGCGCUCCGGUCCCCUCUCGCCGUGCUGGCUCCUGGCGAGCCGGGACAGACCCUGGCACGUGUUGGCAUCGCUCCUUUAGUGCCCGGGGCUCUCAGUCGCGUGUCCCGGCCCGCAGGUGCCAUGGGCCGGCAGCGCGCACCGCCCGAGCCCGCCUGGAGGCGGCUCCUGCGCUCCGGCUGCCGCGGGCUCCUGGGGCUCUGCGGGACGGCGCUGCGAGGACUGCGGGGGCUCUGGAGCCUGACGUGGGUCCGUACCACACAGCCCCUUCCCCACGGACCCCUCCGCACCGGAGCCAGGCGCUGCUGGGGUGCAAUCGCUGCAGCGCUGCGGGAGAGGGACCCUCGCCCCGGGCUGGUUCUUGGCCCAGGGCGCUCUGUGCCUGUGCCCAGCAGGAGCCCUGGGAACGUGGGACUCCCCUCCGGGCUCUGCGCUGCACAGGGCGGCUGUGAGCCCUCCUCUCCCCAGGUCCUGCUGAUGUGCUACAAGAGCUGCUGGGACGGCGCCUUCCAGGUCACCGAGCAGCUCGGCAUAGCCCUGCAGCUUAGGCUAGAGAGGAGUGAGGAGGAGGAGGAUGUGGACUCAGAUUCUGCAUGGGAGCCUGGACAGACAGUGGUGGGGCAGCAGCGGCAUGGCGAUGCCAGCGAGGCCGUGCUGCGGAGGCUGGAGGCUCUGGAGGCCGAUGUCCGCUUCCUCUGCACCGAGCUGGGCGCUGAGAAGCUUCUGUGGAGCAGCCGCUUCCUGGAGCUGCUGCGGGAACAGCAAAGCCUGCGCCAGCGGCUGCAGGAGCUGCCGUGGCGGUGGAACAGUGGUGACAGCCCCGAGCUGCUAGGGGAAGCCGAGGAUCAAAGUGCCAGUGGGAGUGAGGGAGAGAGCCCGGAAGGAUGUCAGUGGAUGGAAGCACCUCAGCAACCACGUGGCUCCAUCCAGCGUGACAGGCAGAAAAUGUAAGUGAAGGUGUGAGCAGGUCCUCAGCAACCCAGGAAUGAUCCACACAUUCGGGAUCCUGCGGGACACAGGCCAGGCUGCAGUCCUGGCUGUAUCCCCGUAUGUGCCUCCAUCCCUCGCUGCUGGCUGGGCCCGGCCCCAUCCUGCAGAACUGCAGCCAUUUCCCAGGAGCAGGAACCAGCCAGAGGCAGGUCAGGACAAGCCACUGGCCCUGGGUCUGCCCCAGGACACAUCACAGCCCUCCCCACCCAGGGCUGCCCGUGCUCCACAGGGGCUGGCUCUGGUGAAGCCCACCGAGGAGCAUCCCCUCCUGUUCUGCUGCUUGUUGGGAGGUUCCAGGAACAAGGAGUCUGGUCAGUGCCAGCUGCAGUCACCUUGCACUGGGGUGAACCAUUGCAAAACUCACCCAGCGACGUCCUGAUCGAUGGCCAGAUCCGUCCUCUCCAGCAGCUGCUCCCGCACACAUUGCAACCCUGGGCCAGCUCCUCCCGACAGCAGUCGAGGGCAGCCGGCUCCCCAGGCACGGCUGGCAGCCUUUUGCUGGCCAGAAGAGCUGGGCUGGGAGCAGCAGCACUGCAGGGAGCAGGGCUGAGGGGCUGCCCGGUGCCCAGGACUGGCCCGGCAUGGGGGGCUGCAUCCUGCCCCACGCUCCCACUGUUCAAUACAGGCAGCCGCUCUCCAUCGGUUGUGUCUGCCUGGUCUUUCCCCAGCAGAGCUGGGACAGCUGCUCCAGUGCCCUGCAGCAACCCCCAGCUCUUUGGGGAGGGGGGCAGGAUGAGCUGUGGCUGAAGCAAAGCAGGGAGCAGCAAGCAGGGGCUGGGGCCAGGCUCCAGCAGCAGGCAGGAUCAGCAGAGAUCUCUCCUCCCAACGUGCCCGUGCAGCUCCCACAGGCAGGGAACUGAUGCAAUGCAAAUAUCAGCGGCCUGACUCACCCUGCACCCACCUGGCCCCGGCAGGGUGGAGGUGGCACGGCCCCGUGCUGCUCAGAAAUACCAAAGUAAACCAAAUCCUGCAAAUGAGCUGCUCUGGGGGCCCUGUUGCACUGAAACCCCAGCCUCAAGCUGGCCCACCCCUCCUCCCGCAGGAAUCCCAGCAGCAUCCAUGCUGAGACCAUGGGAGCACCAGACAGCGAUAUGACAAGGUCCUGUUCCUGCUGCAGCCACCAUUCAUCUCUCUGUAGCAAGCCUUGGGCUGGAAAUCCCCAGCCAGCACAGUGGCCAGGAGGCAGAGGGUGACAUCAAGCAGCAUUAGCCACAGACACCAGCUCUGCACCCCUACGGGAGCAGCCCCGCACCACAGCACCCACACAAGGCAAGAGCCAUGGAAACCUUUCCCCAGCCAAAGCCUCCUGACCUAUUGCUUAACCUGAGGCUGUAUUUACUCCAGCGCACUUGCACAGUGCUCCCCAGUGCUGGUCAGGGGCCUCAGUGGCUUUGUCAGGUGGGCUGAGCAGUUGCUGCAGCCCCAGACAGGGCUUUGGCUUCCAGGGACAACCCCUGGCCUUGGGGAGCACCGGGGUAUUCGGGGCCCUUAGGAAAGCUUGUGAGAGAACUGAAAAUCAUGUGGCUGGAGGGCAAGUGCUGACAGCACCUCCACCACCACCCCAUCCCAGCUUAGCCUCCCCCCAGUGCCCUGGGGCAGCGCCCAAGCUCAUCCCCAGCACCUUUCCCUUCUCCUGUGUGCAAUACUGACUGCAGUUAGCUUCCUGCAGUCCUGGCUCACAGGGAGGCUGUGCUGCAGCAGCAGUUUGGGAUGCAGGGCGCAGAGCUGCUGCCAUGCUUGGCACAUCUGUUCCUCUUUAUGGGGAGAGCAGCAGCCCCAGCACUGGGGGAACAAGGGGUUGAUGCUGAAUCUGCUUCCAUGGAUAUCACAUAGAUCACUGCACCCUCACCAUGGUACACACACCCCCAUCCAGUUUCCCACAGCCUGCACAAGAACCUUUCCCAUUCCUGCCUCUGAAAAUGCUUUAAAAUGUUGUUAGUAAACUGAGUUAGCCACAUCCUGGAAACCCCCAAUGGGAGGAACCAGCUGAGUUCAGAUGGAAGUUUAGGGAGCAAGGGCAGCAUGGGGCAGUGGGGCCAGGGAGGGUAAGCAAGCCCUGGAGAGCAGACUGGCCUGCUUGGAGGAACCAGCCUCACCUGAAGCUCAACACGAGGGUUCAGUGGCACACAGCUGACAGGAUGAGGGCUGGGAAGCCCCUGAGCACAGGAAGCCUUUAACAGGCCCAUGUGUGACCUCCUUUCCUCCAAGCUGACACACAGAUCUGACCCAGUUUGGCUCACCCAGAACACAAAGCAAACACCCAGCAGUCAUAGCAGGCUCUACCCCCAAGCCCCAGGAAGUGCUGAGCCAAAGGAUGCACCCCAAAGACCCCAUCUUAACAGCACCAGCAGGGUUGCCAAAGUACACAGGCAGGCAGCCCCACCACUCCUGGCACUGAGGAGUCUGUAGGGGAAAAAAUGUGCAGCAGCAACAGUUCCCAUGAAGAUUCCCAUUUCCCAAAUCUGGCACCACAGUGAGCUUGGGAAAGGGGGACACAGAACUUUGUGUGAAUGAAGGAGAAAAUUCAGAGCACAGCAGUGGGACUGUGGCUGGGCUUGCUGGCUGCCCCAGCAGCACACACAGCAGUUUUGGGGGAGUAACUUCCACCAGGAUCUGUGCUAGGGCCUGACCCUCCCAAACUACUCCCUGUGCCACCAGGACUGUCACUGCAAUAGAAACAUCAUAUCAAAGUCAGCCAGCUCCAACUCUUCCUCUCCUGGUUGUAAUAAUGAACCUCUGCACUUCUACUGAUUCCUUUAAUUGUGUCAAUGCAGCUUUGAGAGACACAUCCACCAGAACUAGAAUUACCUAUUACUGGAACACCAGCCUUAAAACCCUGCAGCAUUUUGCAGCUACAGAUCCCAUUAUGGACAGCAGCAAACUCCUCACCUGGUUAAAGGUGUGCUCAGAUCCCUGACACACCACUCCAUCCCCCCCACACCGAGCCACAUGAGCUCUGUCACUGCAGUGAUGUCCUCAGAGGUUUCCACUCCCAUAGUCAGUGAAGACACUUCCGACUGUGAGGCUGCAGGUUUGUUUUGAAAUGCAGCUGGUCUCUGGGAGCACCUGCCUCCCUGGGUUCUGAUUAACUAGAGUCACUGCCCUGUGGUAAAUGAAGAGCACAAGUUUCAAUACAGACCAUAAAGUUAUUUAACCAGUGAGAUAAGAACAUGCUGUGCUGCAGUGGAGCAGGUGGGAGGGGAACACAACGUCAGCACUGAUAUUCCUGCUGCACUUCCAAACCAUAACAAAUCUUCAGAGUAAAACCUGGAUUAUGUUACCAUUCACAUAUUCCACUCAACAUCUGACACAGAUGUACUGUAACUGGAUAAAAUAUGUAUUUAUUUUCAGGCUGUACUGUGGAAUUGCCCCUUAAAGGCAAGCACAGUCCAUGCUGAUUCCAAAAUUGCUGAGUGUGCUGUGCUUUAGCACCUGAGACAUCCACUGUGGUGCUGAGUGAGAGCCAGUGCUGCUGCUCAUCCCACCUGCCCUGCCAGUGCCUGCCCCGGGCACUGACAGCCCCAGUAACACCAAAUAAACAGCAGACACUGCACAUGCUCUUAUCUGCCACAGCACAUGGAUGUUUUGGUCUCGCUGCAUCGAUUAACA